This is a messenger RNA of Coffea eugenioides, 2190 nucleotides long. RefSeq lists its product as uncharacterized. Bases 367 to 1923 code for a protein of 518 amino acids. The record is from RefSeq and is a predicted model, not a curated record. The transcript has 6 exons. NCBI's taxonomy places the organism in Eukaryota, Viridiplantae, Streptophyta, Magnoliopsida, Gentianales, Rubiaceae.
CCCAACUAUCACAUAUUGCUCCCAAUCUAUCUUCAUUUUCGUUUGACAUCUGUAUUCCUGUUUCCAAUAUUUCCACUUUCAUACGUACUUCAUACAGCCUACAGGCUACGGCUACCAAGCUCGCUGCUCUCCUGAUUCCUAGUAGUCUAAACUAAACUAAGCAUCCUCCUCUAAUUUCCAUCUCAUCUUUCUUUUUUUUUUUUCACGCCAGAAAGUGUUUUGUUUGUUGGUCUGUAACUUUUGCACAUAACUCGCACACUUGCAGCCGUAUACACGACUAAACACUGCAGACGAAUAUUGGGAUGGAUGAUGGUGGUGUUGGGGUGGGGUUAAUUCAUAAAUCUAUAGACACGUAGAACUCUGGGAAUGGGGGAGGUAAUGGGAUCUUCUUUGAGGUCAUGGAGGGAGGAGUUAGCUAGUUUAGUUGAAGACACUGGGAUAAGAUUCAAUGGCGAAGUAAUUGGAAUUUCGACGCCAGCAUUUGAGACCAAGAAAAUUGGGGCUGAUUCAUCCGGGAAUGAAACCUCGGCGGAGCCAGAGAGCUUCAAGGAUCAAAUCAAAGGUUUUGCCAACGCUUGGGGCGAAAUGGUGGUGGAAUUUGGCAGAGGCUGUAAGGAUGUAUUUCACCAGACCUUAUUGACUGACGACUCCUACAUUGUCAAGAAAACUAGAGGCCCAUUGGCUGAGGUUUCUCAGAGGCUCAGCUUUUUCGGUGAGUAUUUGCCGGAAGAUCGCGAUCCCGUGCACGCUUGCCUGGUUAUAUUCUCCGUUUUCGUCCUCGCCCUCGCCGUGCUGGGAGUAAAUAGCAAACAUUAUAGUUCAGUUCCAAUGAUAAAAAAAGUGCAGCUGCAUCCCCCAAGUGCUGCCCGUAUACUGCUUCCAGAUGGUAGAUACUUGGCGUACCAUGAAUUCGGAGUUCCAGUCGACAGAGCUAGAUUUUCCCUAAUGAUUCCACAUGGUUUUCUUUUUUCUAGGCUUGCAGGUAUUCCUGGUAUUAAAUCUUCCCUACUAAACGAGUUUGGUGUGCACAUAGUAACAUACGAUCGGCCUGGUUUUGGGGAGAGCGACCCUCAUCCUGAUAGGAACCUGAACUCCUCUGCUGUGGAUAUGUUAAACUUAGCAGGUGCUCUAGGUAUAAAAGAUAAAUUUUGGAUCCUGGGAUAUUCAGAUGCAGCCAUCCAUGCUUGGGCUGCACUUAACUACGUACCACAACGAAUCGCUGGUGUGGCAAUGUUUGCCCCGCUGGUCAAUCCAUAUGACUCGAGCAUGACUAAGGAAGAAAUGUCCAGAACCUGGGAAAAGUGGACACGAAGAAGGAAAUUAAUGUACUAUUUAGCUCGAAGAUUUCCUAACUUUCUCAAAUAUUUCUACCGCCGAACUUAUCUAUCUGGAAAGCAUGGUCAGAUUGAUAAGUGGCUGUCUCUAUCACUAGAAAAGGGGGACAAAGCUUUGAUCCAAAAACCAGCCUUUGAGCAGUUAUGGCAAAGAAAUAUAGAGGAAUCAAUUCGCCAAGGUAGCACGAUACCAUUUGUUGAGGAAGCAGUGCUGCAGGUUUCAAACUGGGGUUUUAGCCUGGUUGAUAUUCAAGUGCAGAAGAAGUGUUCUAGGAAAGGCAUUCUCCCAUGGCUUAAGUCCAUUUAUGGUCAGGCAGAAUGCGAAUUGACUGGAUUUCUUGGCCCAAUUCACAUAUGGCAGGGAAUGGAUGAUCUUGUGGUUCCCCCAUCAGUGACUGAUUAUAUUGCAAGAACUCUACCCAAUGCUGCCAUACAUAAACUCCCAGAAGAAGGUCACUUUUCCUAUCUUUUCUUGUGUGACGACUGCCACAGACAAAUAUUUUCAACCCUUUUUGGAAGCCCACAAGGUCCUCUAGAACUCACAGAUGAAACUCCAUCAGGGUAUGAGCGGGUCAUCAACGCCAUGUGAUUCCUUCAUAUGAUGGUCAUUACUGUUUUCAGAUAUCAUGAUGUAUAUAACAUGGUUCGCACCACUUCUUCAUGGAGCAUUAAAAGACAGAAAUAUUCUGUUCUAGAGUUUCCAUUGUCUAUAGCUGCUUUCCAUAAUAGAUGGAAUGGACAACCUUUUCUUUUCUCUUGCAACAAAAUCGUGCCUUGAUGUAUCAUGUAAGAGACAGGUUUUGAAUCUUUAGUUGAGCAGGUGAACGCCGCGUCGGCGACAAUUUGAUUUCUUUUA